Molecule: messenger RNA, 339 nt
Organism: Linum trigynum
Lineage: Eukaryota; Viridiplantae; Streptophyta; Magnoliopsida; Malpighiales; Linaceae
Source: the annotation of a GenBank genome assembly
AUGAAGACUCUUAAGCUGGUCCCAGAUCGAAAGCCGGCAUUCUUGGUGAACCUGGAAUAUUGCAAUAAGCCAAUUGGUUGCCAGAAGUGUAGGGUGUUUGGGCAUCAGUGUGAGAAUUCAGGGGGUGAGGGGGAAGGGGAUCAGGGAAUUCAGGGGAAUAUAGAGAUUGGAGGUGUAGAGGCUGUUGCUGGAAGUGCUGGGCAGCUGAUUCUGGACUCUAUUCUUGCUUUGAAGGGGUGUGUGCUGUGGAGUUGCCUACUGAGAGUGAGCUUCAGAGCUAUGGUAGGGCAACCAAGCUCUCCCUCUACAGGGGAGGGUCCUAUCACCCUUCGAUUGUGA